AUGGCAUACAUUCCUCCAACUCAGUACCCGCGGGAUGAAAUCCUCGUCCGGGUCGAAGCUCUGAGCGACGAUCUGAAGGAGUCGUUUGCAACUGAAGAGGAGUGGGGGAAAGCGGAGGAACUUGAUCUGUGGAGGCUGAAUAGAGAUUUGAUUAAGAAGAAGAAGGAGGGGUGGGGACAGUGGAAGGGGGUGAUUUAUGAAAUGUAG
Molecule: messenger RNA, 207 nt
Organism: Ascochyta rabiei
Lineage: Eukaryota; Fungi; Ascomycota; Dothideomycetes; Pleosporales; Didymellaceae
Exons: 1
Coding region: 1-207 (68 amino acids)
Source: RefSeq, a predicted model, not a curated record